This is a messenger RNA of Biomphalaria glabrata, 3922 nucleotides long. RefSeq names its product zinc finger protein 287-like. Gene Ontology annotation, molecular function: RNA polymerase II cis-regulatory region sequence-specific DNA binding; DNA-binding transcription factor activity, RNA polymerase II-specific. NCBI's taxonomy places the organism in Eukaryota, Metazoa, Mollusca, Gastropoda, Planorbidae. The transcript is spliced from 4 exons. Gene Ontology annotation, biological process: regulation of transcription by RNA polymerase II. The record is from RefSeq and is a predicted model, not a curated record. Bases 282 to 1805 code for a protein of 507 amino acids.
CUAAACUAGACUAGAGUCAGUGGAGUAGAGCUAGACAUUCUAGCUGAUUAGUAUGAUUCUCUGUAGACUGUAGAUAUAUUAAUAAUUAAUAUAGAGUCUAUGAAAGUCUUUCUUAUAGUAUAAUCUAGAUCUAUGACUAGAUUGACUAGAUCUAUGAAUAGCCAUUGUUGUUAUAGUAUAGCCUCACAAUUAUAAUGACAAAAUUGGAUUUAUAAGCUGACAAAUGUCAUUCAAAAAUUGUUUAAAAGUUUAAGCAUAGAUUGCUUUCAGAAACUCUUAUCAUGGAUGAAAUGAGGCAUGACUUUACUAAUGAACUUAAAACUAUCCUAAAAAGUGAGAAGAUAGAUUGGUCAUUAGAAUCUGAAAUGACUGACGGCAGUUCCAUGUAUGAAACUUCUAAAUUACAUUUAGAAGAACAGACACAGAAAUCUGAAGAACAAAUUCAUUCAAUGCCAAUGAUAGAUGAGUUGAAACAAGACUUUACCAAUGAUCUAUGCAAUGUUAUGAAAAAUGAGAAGACAGAAAUGUCUUUCCUUCCAGAGACAUCUGGAUUCAGCUUCAUUCGUCAAACCUGGGAAUCAAUUUUAUCAGAGCAAAAAAUAUAUCCAAAUCAAGAUAUGGUUUCAAACCAAGAUAAACCUAGAAACUCUCCUAACAAAGAUUUGCAUGCUGGAAACUUUAAAGAUGAAGAACAAUAUAGUUCAAAUGAAAAUAGAACUCUCCAGCUGGUUUCUGCUGAAAAACAAUGCUCUACUUCAUCAAUCUCUAAGAACCAUAAAUUAAUGCAUUGCUUUAGAAAAACAUUUAAGUGUGACUUGUGUCAAAAACAAAUGUUUCAUAAAUCUAGUUUAAAAGCUCACCUAGCAUUUCAUUGUGGAAUAAAAAAAUUCAAAUGUCAAAUUUGUCAAAAAGAAUACACUUCCUCCUCAAAUUUAAAAAUGCACGAGAUGAUUCAUUCUGGUAAAAAGCCAUUUAAAUGUCAAAUUUGUCUAAAAGAAUUUACCCUAUCCUCUAGUUUAAAGCAGCAUGAAAAUAUUCAUUCUGGUAAAAAGCCAUUUAAAUGUCAAAUUUGUCUAAAAGAAUUCUCUGCCUCCUCUACUUUAAAAAAUCAUGAGAUGAUUCAUUCUGGUAAAAAGCCAUUUAAAUGUCAAAUUUGUAAAAAAGAAUAUACCAGGUUGUCUAAUUUAAAGCAGCAUGAAAAUGUUCAUUCUGGUAAAAAGCCAUUUAAAUGUCAAAUUUGUAAAAAAGAAUUUCAUCGAUCCUCUUAUUUAAAGCAGCAUGAACAUAUUCAUUCUGACAUAAUGCCAUUUAAAUGUCAAAUAUGUCUAAAAGAAUUCUCUUCCUCCUCUACUUUAAAAAGUCAUGAGAUGAUUCAUGGUGGUAAAAAGCCAUUUAAAUGUCAAAUUUGUAAAAAAGAAUUUACCAAAUCCUCUAAUUUAAAGCAGCAUGAAAAUAUUCAUUCUGGUAAAAAGCCAUUUAAAUGUCAAAUUUGUAAAAAAGAAUUUACCCUAUCCUCUAAUUUAAAGCAGCAUGAAAAUAUUCAUUCUAGUAAAAAGCCAUUUAAAUGUCAAAUUUGUAAAAAAGAAUUUACCCAUUCCAAUAGUUUAAAACGGCAUGAAAAUAUUCAUUCCGGUAAAAAGCCAUUUAAAUGCCAAAUUUGUCUAAAAGAAUUUUCUUUCUCCUCUAAUUUAAAAAGACAUGAGAUAAUUCAUUCAGGUAAAAAGCCAUUUAAAUGUCAAAUUUGUCUAAAAGAAUUCUUUGCCUCCUCUACUUUAAAAAGACAUGAGAUGAUUCAUAAGUGCUAAAAAGUCAUUUAAAUGUCAAAUUUGUAAAAAAGAAUUUACAUAAUCCUCGUAUUUAAAGCAGCAUGAAAAUAUUUAUUCUGUUAAAAAGCAAUUUAAAUGUCAAAUUUGUUUAAAAAGCAUGAGAUGAUUCAUAAGUGGUAAAAAGCCAUUUAAUUGUCAAAUUUGUAAAAAAAAAAAAAAAAAAAAAAAGAAUUUAGUCAAUCCUCUAAUUUAAAAGAGCAUGAAAUUAUUCAUUUUGAUGAAAAGCCAUUUUAAUGGCAAAUUUGUCAAAGCAAAUUCACUACAUCAUCAGCUUUAAAACAUCAUAAAGCAGCUGGUAUUUUGUGCCUGCCACAUGACACCCUCUUAACUGUGGGCCACAGAAACAGAUGCCCUUAACAUCAUCUGCCCUAUAGAUCAUAAAUUCUGACAUGGAACGAACAAGCUAUUUCAAUGCUUAAUUAGUCUAAAAUAAUUCACUCAUUCCUCAAAAUUAAAACAGCACAAGAUGAUUCAUUCAUUCUGGUGAAAAGCCAUUUGAAAGUAAAAUGUAAAAACAAAAUCAAUUUUUAAACAGCACCAGAUGAUUCAUUAUGCUAAAAUAUCAUUGUUCAAUUUGUGAAAAAAAAAUCACACAGUUCUCUAAUUUAAUGAAAACAUGAGGCUUCAUUUUGGUACAAAGCCAGUUACAUGAAAUUUUUCUCAAAAGAAACUCACUCAUUCCUCAUUUUUUUAACGGCAUGAGAUGAUUUACAUAUUUAUACACAUAAAAUGGCGAUUCUUUAGCAGAUAAGCUGUUUUGUGUACUUGAGUUUGCAAAAACAAUUUUCAUUGUCACAGGGCAGAAACUUUUUCUGUGUGGGCAUGUUAAAGACAAAGUUUUUAUUGUCAGUAAAUAUCAAUAGCAUGAAAGAUUGAGCAACAGCUGCUAACAACACAUAGGAAGGGGACAUCCUGAAGCUCUUUUGGGAGGAAUUUUCAAAUCAGCUUGAUGCUGUCCUGGUAGUGGUGGUCACAUUGAGCAGUUUGCACUAAAAACUUGAAGUUAUUUAAGAAAUUAGUGUCCUAUCAGGCAUCAUUUUUCUUUAGUUUUAAAUAUAGCACAAUGGUUUUGGCAUAUUUUUUUUGAAGCAUCAUGUGUGUAUAUAUACAGUUCAGGUGCAUUACAUUAAUGUGCACCUUAACUGAUAUUUAUUCAGAUUCAUCCAGAAUGGAUUAUUCCAAAUGUCACUUACAUUAUUUAAUUUUUGGGGGGGAUAAAACUAGUGAUUCUAAGACUGAGGAUACCAAACAUAUGCUUAUAGUCCAAAUAUUCAGAAAGCUUCACAUUUGUUCAAAUUUUUUUCUUUUUUUUUUUUGGCCUUCAUAAUCCAGUGUUUUUGAAGGCCAUUUCAAGAAUUUCUUAUAGACUCCCAAAGAUGAAAGAUAGCACUCUACUUGUUGUUUAGACUAAGACUUAGGUCCUCCCGGGCCUUUCGGAGCAUUGGGCGGUUAGCUUUCUCCAUAAAGAUCUGUCACUGGCAACUUGAUGUUUAAGUUGUCAUAAAAUGUUUUCAUUUUAUUUACUUGCUCUGAAUGGUGCAUCUGAUCAUUUUUAGCAUAUUUAAAAAAAAAACAACUCUCUGUUUGUCUAAAUGUGGGGUAUUAAAUAUCUACAAGAAUUAGUUAUGAUAAAUAAUACUUUAUUUCAAUAUUUUGAACAUUAAAUAACAUGCCAUGGUUUACUGUAACACAAAAAUAAUUAGGCUUGUCUUCAGGUCCGAAGAUUAAUGAGGAAUGCAGUAUUUCCUGUGGCUAUGCAGUCCCAGCUGUGACCUACAUAUUUUGCCAUUAUUCAUUUAGAAUAAUGAAAUGAAUAUGCGUCAAUAAUUACACAUUUUAUACCAGUAUCAUGUUUUAGAGAACUUUCUGGUCUUCCGAUAGAAUAUGAAGGACAUAUUAUUUGUUCACAAUAACAUGUAUUACAAACUAAUGUUAGUGAAAGAGACAUUCAAUUCAUAGUUUUACUUAGAUAAUUUUAGGCAUAAUGACCUGCAAAGCCAGUUAGCUCAAUACUGUUCUAUGAUUUAAGCCAGGCUUCUGUUUAAUAGUUUUCACAAUGAAAUCAAUUCUUUUCAAAUAAACAUGUAAACACUUGA